This is a messenger RNA of Petromyzon marinus (sea lamprey), 1422 nucleotides long. RefSeq names its product LIM domain-binding protein 3. The record is from RefSeq and is a predicted model, not a curated record. Gene Ontology annotation, molecular function: muscle alpha-actinin binding; actin binding. NCBI's taxonomy places the organism in Eukaryota, Metazoa, Chordata, Hyperoartia, Petromyzontiformes, Petromyzontidae. Gene Ontology annotation, biological process: muscle structure development; actin cytoskeleton organization; heart development. Gene Ontology annotation, cellular component: Z disc; filamentous actin; stress fiber.
GUGGCUAAAUGAGUGCGGGCUUCAAGAGGAGAGUGCAGGCGUGAGUAGAAGGCGGGCAAUCGGGUAAGCGGUGGCGGGACAACUUUACAAAGCUGCACUGAACUCUCACCCAACGCGGAGUGUUUGCGUGCUCCAUUGCAGAAAGGCUCUUUGGUUGGGAUUUGGCCAAGGCAGGCCGAGGGAAGCAACCGUCUGUCUGUGAGGAGAACCGUGAGGCGCUGAUUCGGUGACGCUUUUGAGCAACAGCGGAGGAACCAUGAGCAGCUACUCGGUGACCCUGCCCGGGCCGGCCCCCUGGGGUUUUCGCCUGCAAGGCGGCAAGGACUUCAACAUGCCGCUCACCAUCUCCCGGGUGAGUGCAGGCAGCAAGGCGGCCCAGAAUGGCAUCUCGGCUGGUGACUCCGUGCACCAGAUCGACGGGGUGCCCACGGAUAACCUCACACACGUGCAGGCGCAGACCAAGAUCAAGAACUGCGUGGGGUCGCUCCGCAUGACGCUGCAUAAAUGCAAGCGGCCCCUGCCUAUGCAUGGCCCUGUGAUUGAUGCUGCAACCACCAUCCCACACCAGAAGAUUUUAUCUCCACAUGGCCAAGAUUUCAUUAACCCCACGGUUAUCAAGGACUCGGCGGUGUCCACUCACAAGCCCAUCGAGGUCAGGGGCCCCGGUGGCAAGGCCAGCAUCAUCCACGCGCAGUACAACACGCCCAUCAGCAUGUACUCGCAGGAUGCCAUCAUGGAUGCCAUCGCUGGACAGGCUCACGUGCACGGCAAUGAUGUCCCCAACGGUUCCUCCGAGGCCACUGGGGGGCUGAUCGCCAAGAACCCACAGGUGGACACCACGUCGCACGUGUACCAAGCGGUGGCCAAGACCACCACGGACUCGGACCGCUCCGAGGAGGAGAUGCUGCGUCUGGGCAAGGCGCAGUCCCGCACGUUCCGCAUGCUCGCGCAGCUCACCGGAACAGAGUAUAUGCAAGAUCCUGAUGAAGAUGCUUUAAAGAGAACCAGAGAGAAGUUUGAGAGUCAGGUGAAGGGGCCACGCUUCAACAAGCUCAAGGAGUGGCACCACGGCCUGUCCGCUCGCUCUCUGCACGUCAAGAGCUGAGAGGGAAGGGUGGCCCAUCUCCCAAGUGGCGGCACAAGCAGAGGAGCGGGCAGUAGGCCGACCCCAGUUGUCAGCCGGCUUCACCUCUCCUCUCUUGCCAAUCCACUUCGAAACACACAUUAACUGCAUCCACGUGUGUUGUUGGUAAAUUUGCCUUACGGAGUGCCAACUUUCUUCUAUUCUUCUGGCUUAUAUUUUCCCCGAUUGUAUAUUGGUGUUUUUUGGUGUGCUGCAAGCACUCUUAGUUUACCUGCAGUUAUUUCUGUUCACCUGCUGCACAAGAAAUGGAGAUUUCAAUAAAGUGUCAAUGAAGCUUA